Messenger RNA from Knipowitschia caucasica, 423 nucleotides. Lineage: Eukaryota; Metazoa; Chordata; Actinopteri; Gobiiformes; Gobiidae. The record is from the annotation of a GenBank genome assembly.
AUGAACGUGUCGAACGGCCCCAGCAGAAUCUGCACCGAAGAGAAAUCUGACGGUCUGGCUUCUACCGGCCUCAAACUCCACAAGGUGACCCUCAGGAAAGACGCAGAGAGCCACGACUUCGGCUUCAGUGUUUCUGAUGGUCUUUUGGAGAAGGGGGUCUUUGUAAACCUGAUCCGUCCUGAGGGUCCGGCCGAUCAGGGAGGACUGCAGCCCUUCGACCGCAUCCUCCAGGUGAACCGAGUCCGGACCCGGGACCUGGACUGCUGCCUGACGGUCCCUCUCAUCAUGGAGGCGGGGGAGAGCCUGGACCUGGUCAUCAGCAGGACUCCUCUGUCUGCGGGGCACAAUGGGCUGUCUGACUACAACUUCACAAAGUCAUUAAUCCACGUUUCAGAGCCUAGGACCAAAAGCAUCGCUCUCUGA